Xenia sp. Carnegie-2017 is the source of this 1589-nucleotide messenger RNA. RefSeq lists its product as uncharacterized. The transcript is spliced from 9 exons. The record is from RefSeq and is a predicted model, not a curated record. Gene Ontology annotation, biological process: chromosome segregation; CENP-A containing chromatin assembly. Lineage: Eukaryota; Metazoa; Cnidaria; Anthozoa; Malacalcyonacea; Xeniidae. Bases 359 to 1216 code for a protein of 285 amino acids.
AACUGACACCGGGGGGUGGGGAGGCAUCGAACAUUUUUUUCUAGAGAAUGCCCAGAAAGAAGCGUUGAAUGCCCAGCAGUCGCCUCAAAGUGUCCACUUUUGGUUACAGAUCCGUUCGUAUGAGAUAUAUCUACACACAUCACUUGUAUCUUCAUUUUAAAGAUGUGUAGGAGAAAAAUCACCAAGUACCAUUCAUUGAGCUUAAUGCUACCAUCUCUCUCAUCAACGAUAUAACGUAUUUCCUAUUUUAGCCAGUCACAGUUAAUACAUAUCAAUCACAGUUCACAGUCACACAGCUAGAUGCCUGAAGACUCCAUGAUGAAAGGAUGGAAGAUUAACGUUAAGGGAAAUUGAAGAAAUGGACUUAAAAUGGUAUUUUAGUUGCAAAAAUAGAAAUUGGAAAGUCUAUAAAUUAGAAAAUACAGGAUUGAAUAACCAUAUUGCGCUGACAGACCCCAUGAAAUUCGAAAAGGAUUUUGAAAAAGAGUUAAAACACCAUUUUAAUUGUAGGGUUUGCAUUUUGUUUGAGAAGAAUAUUUUAUUGACAAGAAUUUCACCUUGCAAUGAGGAGAAUCUUUUUCUGUCUUUGUCAUCAACAAUUUAUAUGAUCUGUGUCCCUCGCUCUUCUCAUGUUCUUAUGUCCAAUUUAAAAGCAGCACAUAAAAAGUUUGUGUUGAAGGCCAUUGAAAACAUAUUUUGUUGUGGGUUGGAUGAAAUGGAUUUUUGUGGAAGAAGUGAUUCCCUUUUUAAUCUCAUUUUGAAUAUGAGCAGUCAGGGUCAGUUUAGUAACUUCAGAUUAAACCAGAUUGAUGAAAAUCCACUCUCUCGGAAACGUAAAAGAGACAUUGGAAAUGAUGAUGAUAAUAAAGAAAAUGUUAUGUCAGUUAACGAAGAACAUGUAAAGGAUAAAACAAGAAAGAUUUAUGCAUUAAAGACAUUUGGAUCACAUCAACAACCUGCAUUGGAGAAAAUUGAAUUCAAGAUGUUUACAAAAUUCAAAGGUGGAAGAUAUAUUGGUGAUGAGGAACAAGAAGAAAUAAAAGACGUUGUUAAGUGUUCAGCGCAAUUUAAAGGAAAAAAUGUAGUUGAAGGAAUAAAAAAAUUGUGUGAGCAUGGUCUUGCUUCACAACCAUUGCCAUCGCAUUUAAAAAAUAUUCCUUCAGCUUUAAAAACCUCUUUUGUGUUAACUGAUAAGAAAAUAUCUCAUGAAAAAUGAUCCUUCGUGGUUGCAGUACAAAAGGGCGCCCAAAUAUUUUGAUUGUUUGUUUAUUUAAUGAUAAAUAGAUAAGACUAGGAAUGUUUUAUUUGUGAACGUUCCAAAUGUCGGCACUUUCAACAUAUUUCUAAAGAACUAUAAAGACAACACAAAUCGAAAAUCACGACACUUUCAUCAAUGCCAUGAAUUUUACGAGAAAUGGACAACCUUGCUGAAGCCAAAGCUAAAUAAUUAAUUAUGUGCAUAGGCGACAUAAUUUUGCAUAUUUUCUUAUGCUUAAAUAAUAAAUCUAAGUAAUAAAUAUAACGUAUAUACUUAAUUUAAGCAAAGACGACAGAGGACAGUCAAAAUAUAUAAAAAAUGGCAUCAGAAA